Tarenaya hassleriana is the source of this 3289-nucleotide messenger RNA. Its product is annotated as insulin-degrading enzyme-like 1, peroxisomal. The transcript has 26 exons. Lineage: Eukaryota; Viridiplantae; Streptophyta; Magnoliopsida; Brassicales; Cleomaceae. The record is from RefSeq and is a predicted model, not a curated record. Gene Ontology annotation, molecular function: metal ion binding; metalloendopeptidase activity. Bases 143 to 3112 code for a protein of 989 amino acids. Gene Ontology annotation, cellular component: mitochondrion; cytosol. Gene Ontology annotation, biological process: peptide catabolic process.
CUCGGCUUCAUUCGUCUGAAUUUUCCGCGCAAAUGGAGAGGAAGGACAUUUGGGAAACGACAUGUAGGAAGAAUGAAGACCCAUCCAAGUCUUUUAGUAUAUUCAAACACGAAACUAUCUCAACAAUCGAAAUCGAGCGAUAAUGGAGAUUGGGAACGAGGAGAAAGCGGCGGCGGCGGGGGAAGUGGAGAUUCUGAAGCCGCGUACGGACAAGAGAGAGUAUCGGAGGAUUGUCCUCAAGAACUCGAUCCAGGUCCUGUUGAUUAGCGAUCCGGAGACCGACAAGUGUGCUGCUUCAAUGGAUGUUAGUGUCGGAUCCUUCUCUGACCCAGAAGGACUUGAAGGGCUUGCUCAUUUCCUAGAGCAUAUGCUGUUUUUUGCUAGUGAAAAGUACCCAGAUGAAGAUAGUUACUCGAAGUUCAUCACAGAGCAUGGAGGCAGUACAAAUGCUUUUACAUCGAUCGAACAGACAAACUACCACUUCGAUGUCAAUGCUGACUGUUUUGAAGAGGCUUUGGACAGGUUUGCCCAGUUCUUUAUCAAACCACUGAUGUUGGCUGAUGCCACCAUGAGGGAGAUCAAUGCUGUUGACUCUGAGAAUCAGAAAAACUUACUGUCUGAUGCAAGGCGAAUGCACCAGUUGCAGAAGCAUCUAAGUAGGGAGGACCAUCCAUUUCACAAAUUUAGCACAGGAAACUUGGAUACUCUUCAUGCACGACCCCAAGCAAAAGGAGUGGAUACGAGGAGUGAACUUAUUAAAUUCUAUGAUGAACACUAUUCUGCCAACAUCAUGCAUUUGGUUGUGUAUGGGAAGGAAAGCCUUGAUAAAAUUCAAGGUCUUGUAGAAGAGAAGUUCCAAAAUGUCCGAAACACCAACAAGGAUAUCACUAGAUUUCCCGGUCAGCCUUGUGCUUCGGACCACUUACAGAUUCUUGUCAAGACCGUUCCCAUAAAAGAAGGACACAUGUUGAGGAUUGAAUGGCCUGUCACUCCUAGCAUUCAUCACUACAAGGAAGCACCAAGCCGGUACCUUGGUGAUCUAAUUGGCCAUGAAGGCGAAGGAAGUUUGUUUCAUGCCUUAAAAACUUUGGGUUGGGCAACUGGAUUGUAUGCCGGUGAAGGAGAUGGGACACUGGAGUAUUCUUUCUUCGAGGUUGUGAUUAGUCUUACUGAUGCUGGUCAUGAGCAUAUGCAAGAUAUUUUAGGGCUGUUGUUCAGAUACAUUCAGCUUUUACAACAGUCUGGUAUUUGCCAGUGGAUUUUUGAAGAGCUUGCAACUAUUUGUGAGACAGCAUUCCAUUAUCAAGACAAAGUUCAACCAAUUUCUUAUGUAGUGGCUAUUGCGUCAAACAUGCAGGUAUAUCCAAUCAAGGAUUGGCUGGUUGGAUCAUCAUUGCCAUCUACCUUUCAUCCAGCUAUUAUACAAAAGGUGUUAGAUGAGCUUUCUCCUGAUACCAUUCGAAUUUUUUGGGAGUCAAAGAAAUUUGAAGGACAGACUGACAAGGUUGAGCCUUGGUAUAACACUGCUUAUUCUGUUGAGAAGAUAACCAGCUCCGCCAUUCAGGAGUGGAUGCAGUCUGCGCCUAAUGUUAACCUACAUCUACCUACACCAAACGUCUUUAUUCCUACAGAUUUGUCAUUGAAGGAUGCUAAAGAUAAGGGCUCAUGCCCAGUGUUGUUGAGAAAGUCACCCUUCUCAAGAUUAUGGUACAAACCAGAUACAGUGUUCUCCAUGCCGAAAGCUUGUGUCAUGAUGGAUUUCAACUGUCCAGUCGCAGUUAGCUCUCCUGAUGCUGCUGUUCUUACUGAUAUUUUCACAUGGUUGCUGACGGACUAUUUGAAUGAAUACGCUUACGAUGCUCAGGUUGCUGGUCUGUAUUAUGAAAUAAGCUCUUCAGUCAAAGGUUUUGAGCUGACUCUUCUUGGCUAUAAUCACAAAUUGAAGAUCCUGUUGGAAACUAUCGUUGAAAAGAUUGCAAGGUUUGAAGUAAAACCUGACAGGUUUUCUGUUAUCAAGGAAACGGCGAUGAAGGGAUAUCAAAAUUUCAAAUUCCAGCAACCGUGUGAACAAGCAACUUAUUAUUGCUCACUGAUUUUACAAGAUCGGAGUUGGCCUUGGACAGAAGAGUUAGAUGUUAUUUCUCAUCUGGAAGCAGAAGACGUGACAAAGUUUGUUCCAUUGUUGUUGUCAAGGACAUUUCUCGAGUGUUAUGUAGCAGGUAAUGUUGAGAGUAAUGAAGCUGAGUCGAUGAUCAAACAUCUCGAAGAUAUGUUCUUUCAGGGCCCAAAACCUAUCUGCCGACCAAUGUAUCCGUCCCAGCAUCUGACAGAUAGGGUUGUAAAGCUCAAGAAAGGAAUGAAAUACUUCUACCAUAAAGAUGGCUCAAACCCCAGCGAUGAAAAUUCUGCAAUUGUGCACUAUAUUCAGGUUCAUCGGGACGAGUUCACCAUGAAUGUGAAACUUCAGCUUUUCGUUCUCAUUGCAAAGCAAGCAACCUUUCACCAACUUAGAGGAGUUGAGCAACUUGGUUACAUCACUGACCUUUCCCAGAGGAACAAUUCUGGCGUCCGUGGUGUACAGUUCAUUAUCCAGUCCACAGUAAAGGGUCCUGGACAUAUCGAUUCAAGGGUAGAGUCAUUCCUCAAGAACUUCGAGAGUAAACUAUAUGAGAUGAGCGAUGAGGAAUUUAAGAGCAAUGUAACAACUUUGAUAGACAUGAAGCUCGAAAAACACAAGAAUUUGUACGAGGAAUCUUGGGUUUACUGGCACGAGAUCCAAACUGGAACGCUCAGAUUCGAUCGUAGAUAUGCAGAGGUUGCUGCACUGAGGAAGAUCACGCGGCAAGAGUUGAUAGAUUUCUUCAAUGAUUACAUAAAAGUUGGAGCAAUGAGGAAGAAAUCGCUGAGCAUUCGGGUGUAUGGGAGUCGACAUCUAUCGGAAAUGGCCUGCGACAAAGAGCAAAUCCCGUCUCCGUCCUUUGAAAUCGAGGAUAUUUUCGGAUUCAGGAAGUCUCGACCUCUUUACGGGGUCGUUAAUGGAGGGGGGAUGUGGCCAAGUGAAACCGUGAGAGCAAUGGACACAUUGGGCACACAUACAGUUUCAUCAUCCUAAACAAACGAAAUCGGCAUUUGUAUAUUCACUUCCUGUUGUUGUUACGACUGUAUGUAUCCUCUGUAAUAUUUGAUGUGAAUAACUCGGUUCGAAAAUCUUAUGUAUUUGAUUAAAGAUUAGUAAUUGAAAGAGUGAUUGGAUGUAAAUAAACUUUCAAGAAAGAGCUAUGUUGGUAUG